ACGGAGCCGAGGAUGCGGCGGGCGCUGCUCACCCUCCUGCUGCUGCUCGUCCGCCCGCCGCCCGCCGCCCCCCGCCCCGCGAGCCCCGACGGCUCCGUCCCGGCGGCCGCGGCCGAGGCGGGGGAUCGCCCGCUCUGGCCGCCGCUGGCGCCGCCGCCCCUGGAGCCGUGGCGGGCGCGGCGGGACGAGCCGCCGCUCUCCAUCGACCUCACCUUCCACCUGCUGCGGCACCUCCUGCUGCUCGCCCGCGCCCAGAGCCAGCGCGCCCGCGCCGACAGCAACCGCCUCAUCCUCGACGCCGUCGGGCGCUGAGCGCCGUCCCGGGCCGUGCCGGGGCUCCACCGGGGCUGCGCCGCGCUCCGGCCGCCCCCUCGGCCUCCACGCCGUGAGCUGCACCGGCAAACUCACCGGCAGCGGCACCGGAACCGGCUGCACCCGCCGCACCCGCCUCAUCCUCGGUGCUGGGGCAAGUGGCCGCGGUACCGGCCCCGGCACAGCCCCGGGACGGCCCGC
This is a messenger RNA of Columba livia (rock pigeon), 513 nucleotides long. It is a transcript of the gene UCN, whose product is annotated as urocortin. Gene Ontology annotation, molecular function: hormone activity. Bases 13 to 312 code for a protein of 99 amino acids. Lineage: Eukaryota; Metazoa; Chordata; Aves; Columbiformes; Columbidae. The record is from RefSeq and is a predicted model, not a curated record. The transcript has a single exon. Gene Ontology annotation, cellular component: extracellular region.